AUGAAAAAGUUAAAGGAUCUUGAUCAAUCUUGGUGUAAUAAAAAAUGGAAAAUACCACUAGAUCUCCUCAGAAUCCAAAACACAAUCUAGAUGAUCCUGUUUUUGUGUUAUAUAACAACUGGUCUUCUCCUUUUAAUUAGAGACUGCAACGAGUUUUUGAGUUUCUGUCACAAACAUAUUUUCUUAGAAGUUUUUUUUGCGAUGGCUGGUGAAGUUCCAAAUUUGGCAGAGUCGAAGUUAACAGCUUUGGUCGUCGAUGACAACUUCGUAAACCAAAGCAUACAUCACAAAUUGUUGGACCGUCUAGGGAUUAAAAACGACGUGGUUUGUAAUGGUCAAGAAGCUGUGGAUGUUCAUUGUUCCGGUAGAAACUAUGAUCUCAUUCUCAUGGACAUGGACAUGCCCAUCAUGAACGGUAUUCAGGCGACAAAGAGACUAAGAGAGAUGGGGAUAGAGAGCAAGAUAGCAGGAGUAACAACUAGAGCUGAGGAAGAAGAGGUGAAAGAAUUUAUGGAAGCUGGACUUAAUGACUUUCAAGAGAAACCUCUCACCAUCUCUAAACUUGUUUCUAUUCUUCGUAAUCUUGAUUUUUAUGUCCAAGCCUAGUUAAUAAUGUUUAUUUGUUAACCUUCAGUUUGUGACAUAUAGUUUUGAAUAUCCGUACAAUAAUAGGAAUUGCCAAUACCAAGUCGAUAAAGCUUCCGAGC
Messenger RNA from Raphanus sativus (radish), 707 nucleotides. Its product is annotated as two-component response regulator 24-like. The coding region runs from base 91 to 606 and encodes 171 amino acids. The transcript has 2 exons. The record is from RefSeq and is a predicted model, not a curated record. Lineage: Eukaryota; Viridiplantae; Streptophyta; Magnoliopsida; Brassicales; Brassicaceae. Gene Ontology annotation, biological process: phosphorelay signal transduction system.